GAAUUUAAAGGGUCAAAAGCCCAAAAAAGAAAGGAAAGAAAAAGAAGGAAAGGGAAAAAUAAAAAGAAAAUAGAACAAAACACAAACGAAAAGAAAAAAAAAAAAAGAAAAAGAAAGAGAGAAACGUAAACACCAGACCAGAGCAGCUUUCAAAAAAGAAAUUAAAAAAAGAAACGUAUAUUUAGAUACAAAGCUUCAUUAGCAUUUUGAUUCAUAAUAGUAUUUCCAGAAGGGAGCUGUAGCGGUGAUUGGUUUUUGAAUAGUAAUGGCGGGUUACAGAGCUGAAGAUGAUUAUGACUACCUUUUCAAGGUGGUUUUGAUUGGGGAUUCCGGGGUUGGCAAAUCUAACUUGCUUUCAAGAUUCACCAGAAAUGAGUUCAGCCUCGAAUCCAAGUCCACAAUUGGUGUUGAGUUUGCCACUCGAAGCUUGAAUGUCGACAAUAAAGUCAUCAAGGCUCAGAUUUGGGACACUGCUGGCCAGGAAAGGUGAGCCCUUUAAUUUUAUUGAAGUUAAAGUUCGCGACUUUCUGUGAUCUGGGAUGUUUUCGAAUUGUUUUGUUUUCGUUCUUCAGGACUACUUUUUAAUACCUUAGUUUUAGAACAUGGGAAUGUGAGGGUUCGUGUGUUGCAAUUGUUGUUGGAGUUGGGUUGUUGAUCAGACGCUGCUUUACUCAAAAUCGUUUGUAAUUUGUGCUUGGCGUGAUUUGGAAAAUCCUUCUCUGUUAAGUUUUUAGUUUUAAGUUAGAUUGAUAUGCAACUUGGAGAGAUCUGGAAAGAAUGCGACACAAUGUCUGUCUAGUGUGUACUUUGAUCUGAGAAUGGUGAUGAUCUGGAACAAUAUGCGUUGGUAUCGGGCAAUCACCAGUGCUUAUUACCGGGGUGCUGUUGGUGCCUUGCUUGUGUAUGAUGUGACCCGGCAUUCUACUUUUGAGAACGUUGAAAGGUGGUUGAGGGAGUUGAGGGAUCAUACAGAUCCCAAUAUUGUUGUCAUGCUGGUCGGAAACAAGUGUGAUCUUCGACACCUAGUUGCAGUCUCAACUGAUGAUGGGAAGUCAUUUGCUGAAAGGGAGUCUCUUUAUUUCAUGGAAACUUCUGCUCUUGAAGCUACCAAUGUGGACAAUGCGUUUGCAGAGGUUCUUACACAAAUUUACCAUAUAGUGAGCAAGAAGGCCAUGGAGGCUGGUGAGAAUGGAAAUCAUUCAGCUGUGCCAUCAAAGGGAGAGAAGAUUGAUGUGGGUAAAGACGUUUCUGAUAUGAAGAAAGGCGGAUGCUGUUCAACAUAA
This is a messenger RNA of Oldenlandia corymbosa var. corymbosa, 1283 nucleotides long. Lineage: Eukaryota; Viridiplantae; Streptophyta; Magnoliopsida; Gentianales; Rubiaceae. The record is from the annotation of a GenBank genome assembly.